CCCCCUCCUCCCCCAUCUCUGUGUCGCUCAAUGAGCCCCGCCGCGAUGGCUGCCUGGCCGCUGCUGCUGCUCGUUCUACCGCUGCUCACACCGGCGCAACAAGAUUGCAGUGUCUCCUUGCCCGCUGAAACUAUUCAGAAAACGCCGCAAGGCUCGGUCCUGUUCUCGGCUGCCACAACGACGCCUCCGAGAUGCCAACUCGCGCUCGAGAGCACCGCGUGGACCGUCAGCCCGAAGGCGGACAGAGGUGCGCACGGCUGGCACGGGGUGCGGGUCGCAUCGUUCAACGGCUCGGCCAUCGUGGAGCCGGAGUACCUGGGAAAAGCCUGGACCUACAGCGAAGGCACCUCCAACGCCUCGCUCCUCGUCAAAAAUCUCACGAUAUACGACUCGGGAUACUACACGGUCACGGCCGUGUGGAGGUCGCCCAGUGGGAUUCGGCAGUCCGAGAGCACUCAGCCCCUCUCUGUCCGCAGUGAUUGCAGAAUCUCCAUGCCCAGAAAGCCCAUUCAGACAGAAGUGGGAGGAUCGGUUCUGUUUUCGGCUCAAAUAACCGCGGCUCCAAGGUGCAGGCUCGCGAGCGUGGUGUGGGUCAAGGCGAGGUACAAUGACAAAGACACAACCAGUGCCGAAGCUCCACUACAGGUCGCGGCGUUCAACGGCUCGGCCCGUGUGCACCCACGCUACCGAGGCAGAGCCUGGCUCUACGGCGGAAACUCCUCCAAGUCCUGGCUCUCCGUGAAGUCCCUCACGAGAUACGACUCCGGAUUCUACCUGGUCACGGCGACGUGGGGCUCGGACGAGGGGGAAGUGCAGUCUGAGAGCAGACAGCUGCUGUCCGUUCAUUAUGCCUGCGAGGUUCGGACCCAGCAUGCGUCGCUCCGCUCUGCUCGGCACGAGACGGCGACUCUGUUGUGCCGCGCCCGCUCUCCGCUCUGCGCCCUCGAGGUGGUCGCAUGGUUCAGGAUCAUAUCGAUGCAAGAUCGCGAGCUCAUCCUGCUCCACAACGGGAGUGACCUGAGCCGCCUGGGACCCAACUACGUGGGAAGGGCAGCGGGCGUCCGGCUGUUGUGGUCGAGGCCAGAUGACGCCUCGCUGGUCCUCGCCAACGUCAGCCUCGGAGAUGCCGGCAAAUACGAGUGCCAACACGAGUGGAGGCAGGGAGGUGGAUUCGAGUUCAGCGUCGCCGACAUUAUGCUCACGGUCACCAAAGACAAAAUCACCGAAGUGGCCACAUCACCCACGACAAAGACAACAACAACAACAACAGAACAAGAUGUCCCCCUUCGUUCAGCAGAAAAUGGAGCUCACGGGUACAUUGCGCCUGCUGUGUCGGGGGUGACGAUCCUGGUCUUGGUGCUGGCGGUCUCCCUUCUGGCUUUUUAUUUCAAACGUGCACAGAGGACUCGCAUCGAGAAUGCGCUGCGCCGUCAGCAGCAGAAUACCUACGACAAGCUGGAGCUGUCGCAGGUUCGGACGUGGAGAUUCUCCCCCGUGGCACUGCCCCAGCACCAGGUUGGGUCCACUGAGGAUCUGCGGACAAUCGUCGGGACCUAACUCUCAAUGAGGCGGCGUCGAUAUAUCUCCAUUUAGUUCUGGCUGAUGAAAGAAGAAAAGGCUUCAUAUUCUUGGUUCUCCUCCUGGUUCUGUCGGUAAAGUCACGUAGAAUGAGAAUAAUACAAUAAAACAAAAUAAGACAAUAACAUUCUCACGACGUUUCGGCCACAACACAAG
Molecule: messenger RNA, 1734 nt
Organism: Petromyzon marinus (sea lamprey)
Lineage: Eukaryota; Metazoa; Chordata; Hyperoartia; Petromyzontiformes; Petromyzontidae
Product: cell adhesion molecule CEACAM3-like
Biological process (GO): immune response; negative regulation of T cell proliferation; cell surface receptor signaling pathway
Cellular component (GO): external side of plasma membrane
Source: RefSeq, a predicted model, not a curated record